AAUGAACGGCAGGAAUACAUCGAUUUAAAAUUAAGCGAAACACUUUCCGAAAUUGCUAAAUUGUUAAGUACCUUGGAGAAGCACAUGGAAACAACAGCCUGCCCAGUACACCAGACCAGCUCUUGCCCAAUAUAUCGAUAAGGCCACUUAUGUCUGUGCACCCUGGUCAGUACAUCUGUGAGUCGCCAGAAUGAAAACACCCUGAUCAAAUCCUAUCAUGGAGGUUCAACCUGCCACAAAAAGUUGCUGUAGAACCUCUAGUUUGGUCAGGAACAGUUAUUAAUCAGAUUAAUAACCAGACAUACAUGUGUAAUAGCUGGGGAAAGAGAGAGAGGCCCAUAGAGUGAGGCUGAGGCAAUGAGCAGAAGACCCUGAGAGCUCAUUGCGCUCAACCACAAACUUGCAGAGCCACAGUUUUUCCGAAUUGUAAGCUAGUUAAACUUCCUGCAUUAUUAUAUGACACUCGAACUCCAAAGUCGAGAUUAAGGUGCUUUUAAAAGAACCUGUGUAUGACAUGUACGGUAUGCUCACCAUUUAAGCAUAUGCAAACAGCAAUACGGGACUGUUACUGAAGGCCACAAACGCCAUCUUGAAAGAUGGGUUGUACUCAGAGCAUCCUGAGACAUGUUAGAAUCUCCAAAGAUCUCUCCUUCAGAGAAAAUGGACUGCAGACCAACUCCUUAUCUCCUGGAUCAGACACAGAACUUGAAGCCAACACAUUGGGACCUCCAAAUCCUGAUAGAGAUGUUGCUAUUGCUCAGUUUGACUUCAAUCCAAUGAACGACCAUGAUCUGCAGUUUAAAAAAGGAGACAAACUAAAGAUUAUACACGAGAAAGGAGACUGGUGGUUGGCUAAAUCUUUGGUCACUGGGGAAGAAGGAUACAUUCCCAGAACUCAUGUGGCCAAACUGGAGUCUCUGGAAAUGGAAAGGUGGUUCUUCAAAAACUUGAGCCGUAAAGAAACAGAGCGUUUGCUGUUGGCCCCAGGAAACAAAGUCGGAGCCUUUUUAAUCCGAGAAAGCGAGACAAAUAAAGGGGCCUUCUCUCUGUCUAUCAAAGACAUUGUGCCCGGGCAAGGACAUGCGGUCAAACACUACAAAAUACGUUCACUUGACGAUGGAGGAUUCUACAUCUCUCCAAAAAUCACCUUUCCAUCACUGUCGGAGCUAGUGAAGUAUUAUUCCAAAACAGCAGGUGGCCUUUGUCAGCAGCUGACCAUGCCAUGUAAAUCCAUCAUGCCCCAGUGCCCCUGGGGACAAGACAACUGGGAGAUUCCCCGUGAAUCACUGAAGAUGGUGAGGAAACUGGGCGCUGGUCAGUUCGGAGAAGUCUGGAUGGGGUUCUAUAAGAACAAGCAGAAGGUGGCCAUUAAAACUCUCAAAGAGGGCAGUAUGGAGCCUGAAGCUUUUCUGCAGGAAGCCAACCUGAUGAAGCAGCUGCAGCAUGACAAGCUGGUGCGUCUUUAUGCUGUCGUCACCAAGAUACCCAUCCUCAUUGUGACGGAGUAUAUGGAGAAAGGAAGCUUACUUGACUUUUUAAAAACGGAUGAGGGAAAUCAACUUGGACUCUCCACGCUGAUAGACAUGUCUGCACAGAUUGCUGAAGGCAUGGCCUACAUUGAAGUAAACAACUACAUCCACAGGGAUCUCCGGGCAGCAAAUGUUCUGGUCUCCGAAACACUGCACUGUAAGAUAGCAGACUUUGGUCUUGCUAGAAUCAUCGACAAUGAGUAUACGGCGCAAGAAGGGGCAAAGUUUCCCAUCAAAUGGACAGCGCCUGAAGCGAUCAACUAUGGCACAUUCAGCAUAAAAUCAGACGUCUGGUCUUUCGGCAUUCUCCUCACGGAAAUUGUGACAUAUGGCAGAGUGCCAUAUCCAGGCAUGACAAACCCAGAGGUCGUGAGGAACUUGAGCAGAAACUAUCGAAUGCCUUCUCCAGACAAGUGUCCUGUGGAGCUGUAUGAGAUCAUGCUACAAUGCUGGAGAAACACCCCAGAGGAAAGACCCACAUUUGAAUACUUACAGGAUACUCUGGAAGACUUUUUCAUUGCAACAGAGAGACAAUAUGAGUUUGAGCCAUAAUCUUCGGCGUCACGAGGCUGAAGCCCUGAAUUAAUCUGAACGAGUGAUUUGUUUAGCUCAGAAGUUCUAACCACCAUAUAUAUACAACAGGUUUGUGUUUUAAUGAAAUAUUAUUAUUGUUUUAUCUGAUUCUUCUGAUGUUUUUCCAGAGGAACAUAUAGUUUUGAAACUGAAGCGAAAAAAGUGUGUAAUUAGGUAUUACGACUGCGACCAGUUUCGACUGACAAUUUGUUCGUAAGUCGGCCCUUUAUUUCAUAUGCAUAAAUUAUCAUAUGUAUAGUAUACUGUAUAAUAAAAUUAUAUCUUCUUUAA
Molecule: messenger RNA, 2393 nt
Organism: Brienomyrus brachyistius
Lineage: Eukaryota; Metazoa; Chordata; Actinopteri; Osteoglossiformes; Mormyridae
Product: tyrosine-protein kinase Blk-like
Exons: 13
Coding region: 597-2081 (494 amino acids)
Biological process (GO): protein phosphorylation; cell surface receptor protein tyrosine kinase signaling pathway; innate immune response
Cellular component (GO): extrinsic component of cytoplasmic side of plasma membrane
Molecular function (GO): signaling receptor binding; non-membrane spanning protein tyrosine kinase activity; ATP binding
Source: RefSeq, a predicted model, not a curated record